CAUUCAAACAUCCUGGAGGCUCUCAGAACAACCAGUAAACAUAAAAAGGAUGGUUUCCUCUUAACACCGGCCUCCUACGAGCAACUUCUGUUUUGUUAAGAUACCGGAGGGUGGUGAGGUCACCGUUCACACUCCUUAUCUUCACAGACAUUUAAAGGAUUUCUGUUUUGCUAAAGUCUGACUUGAGCAUCAGGUGUCUGAGGGCCUGUUACAGAAGAAUUGAUGGAGACGGGCCCAAAGCCAGACCCAGAGUCUGAGGAGCAGGGCCCGGACAACACGGUGGUUGGGAGUCUGGACAUGUCCGGGUUCGAGGUGACCACUGACCGCCUGGAGCAGCUGAUGAAGAGCAUGGAGGUGCUGCUGUCGGACGUGGAGCAGCUGCGGGGCCACUGCAGCCACCAGGCCACCGAGCUGAUGCGCUCGGCAGUGGACCUGAGGCAGCAGCAGGAGGAGAUGAAGGAGAGUUACUCCCAGCUGUCCCGGGAAAUGCAGGAGAUCAUGGACACAGUGGACGACCUGUUCAACACCAAGAGCGCCUUUGAAGCAAAGGAGAAGCAAACAGAGAAGCUGAACCGGCAGCUCUGAGGCACAGGGGCGGACUGACAGACUUAUUUAUGGGUGGUGGUUUUGGAUCGGGAUGUGUGAGUGAACAUUUGGAAGGAGUGAGUUUCGGAGGUGGUGUGUUACGCAGAGGUUUUCAUGGAUUUGAAUGAGACUUAUUAAUGGAAUUAUAUAAACGUGUGAAAUUAGUAAUUGUCUGACAACCACGCUCAACUUGGUAAAAAUGCACGAGUCUGUAUUACUAUGCUUAGUCCAGUAAUUUAAUACAAUGCAACACCUCAAAAAUAACUAUAUUAAUAAUAAUAUUAUGUCAAGUCAUAAUCAAAUAAAUAUAUCAGGAUAUAUAUUUCAAGUUUAGUGUUUUUUUAAGUUGAUUGUCUUUAUUUUUUCAGUAGUUUAAAAUUAAUUAAAAAGAUAUAUGUUGGGUUCAAAAACACAUUCAAACCAUAAAAGAAUUAAAUAAAAUUGGUCAGAAUCCAACUUUUCAUUGCAUAAAGUUAAAUCUUCCCCUUUUCGGCACAGGUUUAAUAAAACUAAAUCUUUAUGACCUUAACAAAGGUGUUAUUUGUUGCAUUGCUUUCGUACUAGAUGACUGUGCAGUUGUCUUUAACACAGGGUGAUGAUGAGACUGUAUAAACUUUGUGUCAACAAAUCAUUUACUUGCAUUUAUGCUGUCAUCAGUUUUAUUUCCUGCACCUCGCACAAACACACACGUAGUUAUUUUCACGCAGGCAUUCUGCAUUCAUAACGACUAAAGUAUAUCUUAUACUCUCCUCUGCCUUCUGGCAAAGGAAUGUUUCUUUCCACUGAUUCCCGCUGGUAUAUCUUCUAUAUUCUCUUCCCGUAGUCAACUGUGGUUUCUCACUUAAAAUAAAUCUAAAUACAGCCUUGGGGCGAUGUUUACCUCCCACCAGCACGGGGUCUGUGUUUAGUGGUUAUGAGACGUGCAAAGGGGACAAUCAGUGGACGGCAAUGUGGGCAAAAAAAAUCAAUCAAUCUUUCAUCCUACAUCACAUUUCAAUGGUUUUCUUAUGUGAUAACCUUCUGAAAAAUUAUUGCUUUCACAGUUGAAACUCAUGCAUGAAACCAUUAAAUUACUUGUGCUCAAAAAACGUCUUGUUUUUCUUCUUCUUCGUUCAUUUUUACACUAGGACAGAAAAAUAAAGAGUCGUAUCAAAACUUGUAAAACUAAAUAAAUUCACAGCCCGAGGGUCUUAACUUAAGACAUUUUGUUCCACUGAGGAAAUAACAGCUUAUAUUCAUCUUCAAAAAAAGAAGUCAGAACCUUUUUGGAAGGGGAAAAAAUACCCAGUUUCCCUCCUGUGGUUGAAACCUGACACGUUAUGGGGCUGCAGUGUGUGUGAGUGGAGGUGAAGAUAGAAAACUGGGUGUCAUUCAGUUCCCUUCACUCCUGAGCUGCACAUCCUUCUGGACGACUGGUCGACCAGCUGCGAAUUCACUUUGAGAAGUUCUGCAGUGGAUCCUGGUGAACAUGAAGAUGCUGUUAAUCCUUGGUCUCCUGCAGCUGCUGGCCGUACCUGCCUUCACUGUGACGCAGCCGACCCAUGACUACUGGGGAGAGUUCGGAGCCUAUGGGCCCUGCAGCCGCACCUGCGGCACAGGAGUCACCAUGAGAACCAGGAAAUGCAUCACAUCCAGAACAGACGGAGGACAUAACUGCCUGGGAUCAUCCAAAUCCUUCCGAACCUGCAACACACAAGAAUGUCCGGCUGGGUCCAGGGACUUCAGGGAGGAGCAGUGCUCCCAGUUUGACAGAGGGGACUUCCAGGGCAAGCACCGCACAUGGGUGCCUUACUACGGAGCAUCCAAUCCAUGUGAGCUGAACUGUGUCCCGAGAGGAGAGAACUUCUUCUAUCGACACAGACCUGCAGUGGUGGAUGGGACACCUUGUUACGUGGGCCGCACGGACAUCUGUGUGGACGGCUUCUGCAGGGUACUGAACCAUGGAGAGUUCAUGGGCUUGGAUGAGGACAUUAAUUCUGUGCACUCGGCUGCUCCUGUCGCUGUCGCUCCUCACCCAAGUGAGACGCUCACGUACAUCUACAAAACCGGCGUCUACGGCGAGUGCUCGGCCUCCUGCAGUGGAGGCAUGCAGUAUCGCAGCGUGGAGUGCUGGGUUCAGGACCCGGUGAACCCCCGUGUGGUGGAGGGGACCCACUGCAUCACCCAGCGCCUGCAGAGGCCUCAGAGUCAGCAGGCCUGCAACAUGCAAUCAUGUUCUGCUGAGUACAGUGUCUCCAGCUUCAGUGUGUGUUCGGUCACCUGUGGGGAAGGCCAGCAGACAAGGGAGGUGAACUGUGUGGGACCAAGAGGUGAACAUCUGGGCGAUCACUCCUGUAGUGGACUGGCACGACCUGCCUCUACCCAGGCGUGCCGCAGGCCUGCCUGUCACACUCGCAUCACCUGGCACGUGACUGACUACGGCCUGUGCACUCGAAGCUGUGGUGGGGGCGUGAGGGAGAGGAGGGUCGGCUGUUUCGAUACAGAUUUGAACCCGUACCCUGAAGCCCGGUGUGGAUCAGCGAGCAGGCCUGUCUCUGUGGAGGCGUGCAACUCGCAGUCGUGCCCUGGAACGCAAAUGGUCCCAAGUGUGCAGGAUCCAAGGAGACAUGAAAGCACAAUGAGAGGAUUUGUUCCCCAUGUUCCAUCAGGAGACCCCUCAGCUACUGGAUCUCAAACCACUGCCUACGAACUCUACCCGUCCGUGGUCGGCCCUCACUGUGCUCAGUCAUCUUAUGGCUGCUGUCCUGACGGCCACACCUCUGCCACCGGACCCAGGAACCAGGGCUGCACCCAGGAUGACUGUGUUGGCAGCAGGUAUGGCUGUUGUUUGGAUGGGGUGACUCGAGCUCAAGGAUUUGGAAGAGCUGGAUGUCCUGAGUACCAGACAACUGUGGAUCGCCCACUUUCACCUCCUGCCGCUCCGUCCCCUGGGAACGUGUGCUCCCUGCCUCGAGAUGAGGGGAUCUGUGACACCUGGAUGGUUCGGUUCUACUAUGACUCAGGCAGCGGUAAAUGCACUGAGUUCUGGUACGGAAGCUGUCAGGGCAAUGCCAACAACUUCAUGUCCCUGGAGGCGUGCCAGAGAGAGUGUGGGCAAGUGGUGAGGGAGCCCCCGCCUCCACCUCGAGUAGGGGCCCCCCCGAGGAGAGCUUCACUCAUGGGUGCUCUUAGAGCCAGGGCAUAACCAUGUGCACAUCUGAUACCUCCAGUACGUAUAGGAUGACUAGAUUGUCCUUGUUAUGAUGCAAUUUGUAUACAUAUAUACUAUAUAUUUACUAAGAUACACAUAACUAUGUACUGUGAAACUUACCACAUCCCACAUUUAAUUUAAACAUCAGGAAUACAUUUAAAAUGAUCUAAAUACACUCACAUUAUACAAUCACAGCUCUCGAGCUUGAAUUUAUUUUAUUAUUUUAUUUUUGGCAUUUUGUUUGUAACACUCAUUUGUGUUUUCCCUUCAUUGUUCAGAGUAAAAUAGAAUUGUGUCAUGAUAAAAGUUAAAUCAUGAACCUAAUAAAAUU
Molecule: messenger RNA, 4106 nt
Organism: Hippoglossus stenolepis (Pacific halibut)
Lineage: Eukaryota; Metazoa; Chordata; Actinopteri; Pleuronectiformes; Pleuronectidae
Gene: paplnb
Product: papilin b, proteoglycan-like sulfated glycoprotein
Exons: 15
Coding region: 2054-3769 (571 amino acids)
Biological process (GO): extracellular matrix organization
Cellular component (GO): extracellular matrix
Molecular function (GO): metalloendopeptidase activity; serine-type endopeptidase inhibitor activity
Source: RefSeq, a predicted model, not a curated record